Erpetoichthys calabaricus (reedfish) is the source of this 841-nucleotide messenger RNA. Its product is annotated as endonuclease domain-containing 1 protein-like. The annotation marks the transcript as partial. NCBI's taxonomy places the organism in Eukaryota, Metazoa, Chordata, Cladistia, Polypteriformes, Polypteridae. The record is from RefSeq and is a predicted model, not a curated record. Gene Ontology annotation, molecular function: hydrolase activity; nucleic acid binding; metal ion binding. The transcript is spliced from 2 exons.
CUACCCAGGCUAACUGUGAGGUUAUGCGUCAUCAAUUUACAUGCAACAGUUUUUUUUUACAAAGGAACAGAACCCAAAGGCAUUAUACCACAGGGUGGUGCUCGGAUUUGUCAAACCUACAAAAACAAAGUUCAUUUUGCAACAAUGUAUGACACGAGAAACCGUAUCCCAAUAUAUUCUGCCUACAUACAUACAAAUGGAAGUAACGGUCUCAUAGAUCUGAAAAGAGAAAAGAAUAUGGUAAUAGAGUCAAGCAACACUACCGAAGAAGCUAAAGAUCGUCAGGCAGUAUCAAAAGAUUAUACAGCAGUAGAUGCCACUAGAUAUGAUCGGGGUCACCUAAGUCCAUGUAUGCACCACAAUAAUGAUGACAGCAGGACAGCAACUUUCACCUUGACUAACAUUGUGCCUCAACGUACCAUACUAAACCAGGGACAGUGGAAUCAUUAUGAAACUGAAAUAAUGCAACAAUUUGUGAAUGGAUGUUAUAGAACAUAUGUUAUUGUUGGAGUGAUUCGAGGAAAGAGCAAGAUAAACAAUCGGGUUAAUGUGCCUAGUCACCUCUGGACUGCUGCUUGCUGUGUAAAUGACAGUAACAAUCCUAUAAAUUUCCUUGGUUACAUUGCCAAAAAUGAUAACAACGCAGUAGAAGAUAUAAAUCUUGAAACAUUACAGGAGCAAAUAGAGCGUGAUACUAAGAGAAGUGUGACUUUGUUUGAAAAUAACUGUAAUUGAAGCAGAAAUACCCACAGCCAAAUGAUUUUGUCUUAAAAUCCUGUUGAAAGUUUACAAGAAAUAACAUUUCCAAAAUUGCCUGUUGUCAUUGAUCUCACAAAGUUGA